AACCACAAAGUAACUCUCUCUCUUUCCCAUUUCAGUCGGCUAUCUCAAUCCGCAUUCUCUCAACCGAGCUCUUAGAAUAAGUCAAUUCUAAAUAUUUCUAAUCUUCAUUUCUGAACAAAAUAAUAUUACAGACAACAAAAUAAUCUUCAUCCUCUACCUAUCUCUUGCUUUAGACCUGUAGCAUGGAGACCAGCUUCAAUUACAAAUUAUUUUAAUUUAUCCGGGGCAACAAAUUUUAAAAACCAUUUAUUUUGUUAGUAUUUUAUUGAAUUUUGAUUUCAUAGCACCUUUUUCCCCCCUUUCCAAUCAAAGUUGUAUCUUUGAUCCUUCGAUGGAUUCUGAGUUCUGGACCUCACGCCUUGCCGCUGCAAAAAGACAGUACGCUCUUCAGCAUCAUCACCCACACCUAGAUCGGUUGGGAAUGGAUGAUUUUGAUUUGGAGGAAGAGGUGCGACCAGAUUUUCCGUGCCCCUAUUGUUACGAGGACUUCGACAUCGCCUCCUUGUGUUCGCAUCUUGAAGAUGAACAUUCAUGUGAAUCCAGGGUCACGAUUUGUCCCAUAUGCUCAGUUAAAGUUGCAAGGGACAUGUUGAGUCACAUAACACUGCAACAUGGGCACUUGUUUAAGUUACAGAGAAGGCGCAGGUUAAGAAGAGUUGCCAUCCCAAACAGUCAAACAUUGUCACUCUUGGGUCGUGAUCUUCGUGAGGCUCAUUUACAGGUGCUUCUUGGUGGCAGUGGCGGAUAUCGGUCAUCAAACAGUUCCACAGUAUCUAAUGCAGCCACUGAUCCGUUCUUGUCCUCUCUUAUUUUAAAUUUCCCUGCUUGUGAAGCUGAAGAAAUUUCUAAAUCUGUGGUAACCAGUGCUGAAGAGUCUUCUGCAAAGAAUACAGCACCUUCACAUAUAUGGAAAUCAAGCUUUGAUCCGUCGUUGAGCGCUGAAGAGCGGGAGAAAAGGAUGAGACAAGCAGCUGGGAGAUCUGGUUUUGUGCAGGAUUUGUUUCUUUCAACCUUGUUAGGCGACUAACAGAGGCUUUAAGUUGCUUAGAAGAGAAGAAUCAAUCAACAGUCGUCCUUUGAUGCAGGAAACCGGGACAAAGAUCCAUCCUUUGGAUUGGAUAUUGUGGCAGUGGCACCUUUGACAUGGUGCCCACUUUGAUGAGAUAUCAAUUUAUCCAUCCUUGUAAGCAACUCCACUAGACAAGUAGAUAGAGAUGUAUCGCUUUCUUGGGGAAAAAACAAAAAAAGAUAAAGAAAGAGCCUACUGUUGAAUUAUUUUGCUAUAUAUUGGCAAUAUGAAUCUUGAAUCA
This is a messenger RNA of Arachis duranensis, 1310 nucleotides long. RefSeq names its product protein DEHYDRATION-INDUCED 19. Bases 332 to 1027 code for a protein of 231 amino acids. The record is from RefSeq and is a predicted model, not a curated record. The transcript is spliced from 5 exons. Lineage: Eukaryota; Viridiplantae; Streptophyta; Magnoliopsida; Fabales; Fabaceae.